This is a messenger RNA of Caenorhabditis auriculariae, 4657 nucleotides long. The record is from the annotation of a GenBank genome assembly. NCBI's taxonomy places the organism in Eukaryota, Metazoa, Nematoda, Chromadorea, Rhabditida, Rhabditidae.
AUAGAUUCUUACCUGAGCAGAGGUGGUCGCGUGAUCGGGGGAUCUUCCGAAGGUCAUGCAUUUGGUACGCCACCUUCCAGAAAUGCCGUCGGCUGGCUCCCACCCAACUCGCCGAUAUAUCCAGCCGUUGUUCCGAUGUUCAGUAACCCUUCCUUCCCAGGUAUCGUUCAGAUAAUCGUUCCAGCGACAAUUUGACUCAUGGAAAAAAUAACAAGGAUUUCUUUUUUGUGUUGAAACCUGUCAUUCGUUAUGAAAAACGAAACAAAGCUCUAAUUGGGAAAAAGAAAAAAUUGAUUAAAAGGUGAUUUCAAAUAAAAUUAUUUGGAAUGGAAGCAGAACUUUUCUGACAUACAGUGUGGAUCAAAGCUUGAAGACCCUCUCGAGAUUUUGUAAUUUUAGAGCUACUACGAGCGAAACGUGAGAACUGUCGAUAGAUUCAGAAUCCACGAAAACCGUGCAUAGUUUGCACACCAUUCAAAAACAGAAAACUUGUUUUAUAGAGUAAAAACUGAAAAGAUACGCUUCAAUCCUGUCAAGGUCUUCCUCCUUCAUGCUGGACUCAGUUUUCAAUGGUUGACUUUGAACGGUCACAUUUCUUUUCAGAAAGCGUUUUUUGGCUGCUCUAAAAAUGUAACAUUAUUUUGAACUUCUGAAUAUAAGAAAAUGUGUAUAUUUAAAUGAUUGACAAACCUCCCUAAAUUUGCAAAAAUUAUCAUUUCGUCGAGGUCUUUUUAUCAUCGAGUGGAAUUUUAAAGCAUCUCUCAUUAUGAAAUCCCAGGAUUUCCAAAACUUGAGUCUUCGAAUAGUAGGAGAUGCGUUUAGUUGAUAAAAAAAAGAUUUGAACUUCCGUGUUCCUAACUCUUUCAGAAUGAUUUUCCUAAAAUCUUCUUGAAAAAUUUUCCAUCUGAACUCGAAAAAAGAAGUUAUGCGGAAUCGUAACUUUUUAUGCGCAUAUUGAACGGCAGAAAAAGUUCACUAUUUUUUUUUUCGUUUCAAGAACGGACAAUUAGUUUCGAAUUUUUACAUAUGAAAAUGAAGAUUCUUGACAGCCUAACAUCAAAUCUGUGAUGUAAAAAUACGGAAAUACGGAUAAUCUCAAACAGGCGAAUUCAUUAGACUAGCAACAUGAAAUGAAAACAUGAAAAGCAACACAAAAAUGUAGUUCACUGCAUGCGGAGAUUUUUUUUAGAAAUGAAACCCCAAGUGUUUUCGUUCUCGCCUCCUGCGCCUUCAGGAAUGCAAGUAUACACAAGACCAGCACCGAUUCCCUCGAUGCACAUGCCAAUCAACGAAAAUCCAACUGUUUUCGCCAUCGCCAACAGUAAUGCUUCCAUUAUUUUUCGUUCUUCAGACCUUUCAUUUUCUAGGUCCACCAGUGUCGUAUGCUCCAAUAAUGAUGAUAGAAAACCCGACAUCGACCAGUAUGAAUGUUCCCAUGGACUUUUUCAGAUCGAAUGCUUGUAGUGGGACAGGUUAAAUUAGAUUAUUUCGUUCUUGAGAACCAUAGAAAGUCUUAUUUUAUUAAUGGUUACCAAUGACUACAGCAGCUUGAAACGCAAUCGUUUUUUUUCCACCAAAAAAUGUGUAAAGCGAUGAGGUCUUACUUUUGAUGCUCUGAGCGCGCCCGACAGCCAGCGAUUGCCACUUUAUAGUAGAGAAAGGGAUGUGUGGUAUUUUUUUUGUAUCUUAUAGGUUACGCGCCUCCUCAACAUCCCAUCAUGCCUAACUUCAUCCAACAAGGAUUUUUCAGUCAACCACAAGCUGUUCAGUUACCCCCUAAAAAAGAGUAAGCGUUGUUCCGUGAAAAACAAGAAAAAUGGAUCAUAUCGCCAGAAGUGUUAUUUUACUUCAACGUGGUUUGGUCGCGUUGAGGGUUCAUCAGAGAGUACUUGGGAUCUUCAAAAAUUAUUUUUUCGUAGUGUUCUGUGAAGCGCCGAAAAGUUUGGCUGUUAAAUCAUUCAAGUUCUAAAAAAGACUAAGAAUAGUAUUCUAAACACUAUCUUUCCAAGUUUCCAUAGGAUUUCCUGGUGCAUUCUCAACGAUUCGGUGUGUUCAGAAAUCACUCUGAACGCGAAAUAAAAGAAUGAAUGACUAAACUCAAAAAAGCGCAAAGGAGAAGAAAGAGAGUUCCUGGUCUGGUAAAAUCAUAAAUUUCCUGUUUUCGUCUCUUUUCGAGAUAUUUGAUGUAAAAAGAUGUGUAUAUUAGUGAAAAACCGAUGGGCGAUCUGCUGCUGUCGUACAGGAAUAACGGGAACAAAUCAUUAAAACUGCACGAAAUCUCUGGCCACGUUCUCGAGUUUGCAAAAGACCAAUUGGGCUCUAGGUUGCGUUAUUGCCUGGACUUUGAAUUUAUUUCCUUUUGCAGGUUUAUACAACAGAAGCUGGAAGCGUGUGACAUCGAUGAGAAAGACGCGAUUUUUGAUGAAGUUGUCAAGUUCUCCGCAGAACUUGUAAAUGACAUAUUUGGUAACUAUGUGGUGCAGGUUUCGUUGCAAUUGGAAAUCGUUAGAGAAAAGGUUUUCCAGAAGUUUCUGGAAUUCGGUUCUGCUUCCCAUCGAAAUAGGCUUGUUGAAGCUUUCCAGGGGAACGUCGUCAAGUACGCAUUUCAAAUGUACGCUUGUCGAGUACUGCAAAAAGCUCUGAGUUCAUCGAAGAGCCAUUGCAAUUGCUUAUUUUGGCGGAAAUCGAAAAGAGCGUCUGUUUAUUUUGUUAUUUCUUUUUACUUUAUGGUUUUGUAGGUUUUGAAAUGCAUGGAAGAUCAGAAUGGAAAUCACGUUAUUCAAAAGGCGGUGGAACGUGUUAAAUCCACACGUGUGCAGUUUAUAGUUGAUGCUCUGCUACUCACCGAGGAUAUGGUACUAUAUAUAUUUUUUUUUUUUUUCUGAAGGCAUUCAUUAAAUUCGUAACUUUAGCCUCAGAUGUAAUAACCGUUGACAAAAGAGUCAUUCAAAAAUAUCCUUUAAAAACGACGGAGGUAAAUUUAACAGGCGCUAGUGUCCGGGGAAAGUUUGCUCAACGGCUAACUCGAAUAUUCAUUUUCUCAAUUUUUUUUUCUCUUUAAAUUCUCAUUAUGAGGAAGAAUUUUAUCCCUGAAGCCGUGAAAGUUCGGAAAGUCGGGAAAAUUUGUUUUAUUCAGAAAUUAAAGCCAUAAAGCAGUAAGUAUUUUCACAAAGUCAUGAUUUUUGACAAAAAUGUUCUUCAAAAAUUCAGAAAUGGUUGAGGCUUUGCUGCUGAUUAUCAUUAGAGCAAACUUCAACGAGCUCAAGCGCUUUUGGCUCUUCUGUCCUAGCCAUUUUUUCUCGAGUACUUUUUGGAUUUUUGAAAGGGACUUCUGUUUAUAUUCGAUAAUACUCACUACUGCAGGUAUCUAUUAAAUCAUAUUAUUUUAUAAAUUCCAAAAUAGUUUCAUCUAGAAGUUCGCGAUUACCCUCAAAAGAGGAAAGAAGAAGAAAAAACAUCAUAAAUAGAAUUAGGACGAAAAAACCGUCAGUCGGUAAUGCGGCGGGAACGCCUUUUGGAAAAGUAAAACAUGAAAUUGACGUAAAAUGGACGACGAUUUCUUCCUAUCAUCAAGUCUUCAUGCUCCGAAUUUCUUUUUGCAUCCUCAAUAGGAAAACGAUUUCCAAUUAACGACUAGCUUGGGACGCGAAGGAUCGUGGAACUGUCUACGAAAUCUAUCAACCAGGCAUUAUAUCUUUUUUUUUCUUAAUCGUGUCAGGACCUUUUCUUCGAUGGCUCAAGCUAGCCAUGAGUCGGCUAUAAUUUUCAGUCAGCCAUAUCAGUUCUGUCCUUUGUUCACGCAGGUACACAAAAUGUCUGUUCACACGUAUGGAUGCCGCGUUGUACAACGUGUUCUUGAACAUUGUACCGAAGCCCAAGUUCGUCCGAUUCUUCAAAAAUUGCACUCUCAUUUCGAAGAAGUUAUUUUUGAUCAGUACGGUAAUUACGUUGUGCAACAUAUGGUAAUUCACGGCUCGAAAGGAGAUAAAGCCCAAGUUGUAAAUCGAGUAAGUUCUUUUUUAAUACAUCAUUACUCAAAAAAGUUUGAAAUUAGAUAGGAUCGAGAUUUCGUGCUUUUGAAAAAGCGUUAAAUGCGUUUAUUACCUAUUUUCAACCGUUCUUGUCAGAAAAAAUAUUGAAAAUGAAAGAAGGAAUGAGCGCAAAAAAAUUUUCUUGAAAAUUUUUAAGAUCUCUCAGAUUGCGUCAGAUGUUCUGAAAUAUGCCAAACACAAAUUCGCCUCGAAUGUUUUGGAAAAAUGCUUGAUUCAUGGAGAUUCGGAGCAGAAAGGCUUCAUAAUCAACAUGGCGUGCGAUCAAACAAUGGGGUGAGCCAAAGUACGGAAUCUUGUGAAUUUCCUCUUCUCAGAACUACGCCUGCUAUCGUUCAUAUGAUGAAAGAUCCUUUUGCCAAUUACGUCGUCCAGAAAAUGUUCGACGUCGCCGAUUCUGAACACUGCAAAAAGAUAAUGAUGACUAUCAAGCCGUACAUAUCGACUCUUCGAACUUUUCAAUACGGCAAACACAUCAUUGGUAUGUUUGUCUCAAUGGGACAAUAUUUAAUCACAAGUCCGCAUAUUUUUAGAGCCACUAUCUCAGAGAAAAAAAAGGCGCUAGCCCUCUUUUUCUUCAUACUACUUUUGAUUCUGCUAGAGUUUGA